Molecule: messenger RNA, 3099 nt
Organism: Colossoma macropomum (tambaqui)
Lineage: Eukaryota; Metazoa; Chordata; Actinopteri; Characiformes; Serrasalmidae
Gene: usp2a
Product: ubiquitin specific peptidase 2a
Biological process (GO): protein deubiquitination
Cellular component (GO): cytoplasm
Molecular function (GO): cysteine-type deubiquitinase activity
Source: RefSeq, a predicted model, not a curated record
CAUGAUCUCUGGCAUUCUGGAUCACUGUGCUCAUACAAUCCCUCCCUGGUCCUCUUGCUCAGGGGCCACAGCCUCCAAAACAGCACACUGCGUAGCUACAGAAAACACUGGUUUGAGCAAUGAGAGGUGGAUGUGAGAUGUGACAAACUGCCACCACUGUUUUUCCGUCAGUUGGAACUGAGAACGGCUCUACUUACAGCAGUCGAUGCGGCCUGCCACUGCCUCGCCUCCGGCUGACCUCCCAGCAUGUCUCGCGUCUCCUCCACGGCUAAGCGCUAUGCCGGCUCUUCCUAUACGAGCCACUAUAGCUCAUACAGCUCCUCCUUGACCCCUUCGCUGAGCUCCUUUGAUCGGGACAAGCUGCCCUACAAAACCUCCUCCUCAUCUGGCUACUCCUCCUCCAGCUACCUGAGCUCCAGCACCAGCCGCGUCCGGAACUACAGUGCCUCGUCCGAGCCCGACCGUGGUCGGCCUGUCCCCCGCAGCACCGACCUGCUGACUGGCCGGCGCAGCGAGAGCCUGAGCCGCACGCCCGUCAAGGGCUAUGGCUCAGGCCUCAACGGGGGCUCAGGCUACUCGGGGUAUGGCUACUCGUCGGCCCAGUCCAGCUACCUCUCGGCCUCGCCCUCCAGCAUCUCCUCUUCCAGUGUCUCCCUUAGCCGCCGCAAGUCAGUAAGCCAGAGUGACCUGACAAGGGACCUGUCCUCACUGGGCCUGAGUGAGGCCUCCAGCAGCAGCUCCAGCCUGAAGCAGGCCUACAGGAGCCAAGCCAGUGACAGCACUGAGUCCUACAGCAGCAGUAGCAGCUCGCGCUCUGGAUAUGGCCUAUCACGAAGCUCCACGCAGGAGGCCCUGAGCAGCACCAGCAGCAGGCGCUUCUCCACCUCCAAUGGCCGCUCCACCUCACCGGUCAGGGAUUCACUGAACUCCAAGAGUGCCCAAGGCCUGGUGGGUCUGAAGAAUUUGGGAAAUACAUGCUUUAUGAACUCCAUCCUUCAGUGUCUUAGCAACACACACAGCCUGCGAGACUACUGUCUGCACAACUCCCACCGCCGAGACCUCAACAACAACAAUCGCACAAAUACUGCACUCAUGGAGGAAUUUGCCAAGCUCAUUCAGACAAUGUGGACGUCGUCCGGCAGUGAAGCGGUCAGCCCUUCUGAGUUCAAAACCCAGAUCCAGCGAUAUGCCCCGAGAUUUGUGGGCUACAACCAACAGGACGCUCAGGAGUUUUUGCGCUUCCUGCUGGACGGCCUGCACAACGAGGUGAACAGGGUUACAGUCCGGCCACGGGCAAUCACAGAGGACUUUGACCAUUUGCCUGAUGAAGAGAAAGGGAAGAAGAUGUGGAGCAAGUACUUGGAAAGGGAGGACAGUAAAAUUGUAGACUUGUUUGUAGGGCAGCUGAAGAGCUCUUUGACGUGCACUGAAUGUGGCUACUGUUCCACUGUGUUUGAUCCAUUCUGGGAUCUUUCCUUACCAAUCGCCAAGAAGGGCUACGGAGAGGUCAGUCUGAUGGACUGCAUGCGGCUUUUCACUAAAGAAGAUGUGCUGGAUGGAGAUGAGAAACCGACAUGUUACAGAUGUAAAGCCAGAAGAAGAUGUACUAAGAAGUUCACAAUUCAGAGAUUCCCCAAAAUCCUAGUGCUACAUCUGAAGCGGUUUUCAGAAGCUCGUGUCAGAUCCAGCAAGCUGUCCACUUUUGUCAACUUCCCUAUGAAGGACCUGGACCUCAGGGAGUUUGCCUCCGACAGAAGCAGUAGUGCAGUCUACAAUCUGUAUGCAGUGUCCAAUCACUCAGGCACUACCAUGGGGGGACAUUACACAGCAUACUGCUGCAACCCUGCCACCGGAGAAUGGUACACAUAUAAUGACUCCAGAGUAACGCCAAUGUCCUCCAGUCAGGUGCGCAGCAGCGACGCCUAUGUGCUGUUUUAUGAGCGAGCUGGCCUGUGAGGGCAUGUGGGCUACAAGCGAAGGAGAGGGCAGGACCCAGGCCCCUAGGGCUCCAUCACACACUCCCUCACACACUGCUUGUUCUCCUGACUGACAGAUAAAGAGACUGUCGCCUUCUGCUGGACACCUAGGAGAAAUACAUGUAAUAUCAUCAAGUGUUGUACUCUAUUCUUCUGUGUCCAGUUCAUUUUCAUUGGGGGAGCAGAAGGUGUGUCCUGAUGCCUCUGCGUAUGCGUGAGUGACUGUGUGUAUCUGUGUGUGUGUGUGUGUGUGUGUGUGUGUGUGUGUGUGUGUGUGUAAACGUCUGAGGGCAGCUCCUGGGGAGACACUGUCAGGCAAUAAACCCCUCUUGGCUCUGUCUCAGAAGUCUAUUGCUAUGCACUGCAACAGAUAUUGUCCCAACUGCGCCUUCUUCUUGUUCAGGAUCGCCUCAGUAUAAAGACUUGUUUCAAGUUGUUAUGAUUUUUUUUCCUUGUCAAUUUUAUCAUUUUCAUUUGUAUUCCCGACCCUUUGGGAAUAGAACUGGUAAGAGGCUCCCCCUGCUGGGGCAUCAGAAGAACAACAGGAUUACAACUUUGAGGCCACUCUUGCCCUUGUGUUACCACCCUAAGCUCUUCACCUCCCACACUUUGUUGUUUUUGUGAUUCUUUUCACCUGUCAGUCUCUCAUGAUCGGUCUCGUACCUCCAGAGGGAUGGAAAGGAGCAAAAAGUCUGUAGAAAGGUCUGCCGAAGUCGAAAGGAUGCCCGUGUGGCUGUGGCGUGUUUUUAUUCAGUUUGGCUGCUACUGAUCUCUGAUACUUAAAUGCUGUGAAUGAAAGGACAGUCCUGUUCAGAUGACUAUAAUUAAUGAAAUAGUCCUGACCAUGCGGAUUGGUUUAUCCUUGAUUUCAUGCCAUUGAACAACAUGGGAAGAAUGUUUUGAAAAAAAAAAAAAACACUAUAUCUGUAUAUUUUUAUAUAUGAUGCAAUAUAGAGAAUGUACUAUACAGUGGUGCUGAAAAUGACCUGUUACUGUUUUCAGUUAAAUUAACAGGAAAAGAAUGGAUACUAUUUAUGCUUACAGGUGAUAAAAUGAGAUGAGUCACUUUUUAACAGUGGCAGAUGAAGUAUGUGCGAAAUAAUAAAUUUUAGACAAACAACCA